Messenger RNA from Paramecium sonneborni, 1139 nucleotides. Lineage: Eukaryota; Ciliophora; Oligohymenophorea; Peniculida; Parameciidae. The record is from the annotation of a GenBank genome assembly.
AUGAAUAAAUAGAGACGUUAGAAAAUAUUGCCAAUACAAUAGAUUUAGGCUAAACUUAAAUAACUUAAAUAAAGUAUUCGAGCUAGCGAGAUUAAGUCUUUGAGAUCCUCAUGUUUAUUUACUGAAACCACUCCAAUUGAAAAAUUAGAUAUUAAAGCAAAUUAGAAUCAAAAUAACAGUGUAGAUGGAAGGACCAUGUAUGUAAAGCCUUCUUUCAAGAAAAAGAUGAAAACUACUAAAAGGUAAUUAAGGAAAUAAGUAAAGUCCUCAAUCAAUGAAAGUGAAAACAAGUUCAAUGAUUACCCAAUCCAUAACUACAGUAUCUCCAAAGAAGCCAUUAAAAGAUUUAUUAAAAAGUUAUAUUAAAAGCAAAAUUCCGAAAAGUAGAACAACUUCUAAAUCAAAAUCACCUUAAAAGUUAAAAAAAAUCUCGAGUCCUUAAUAAAGAUAGAAUAGAAGUUAAAGCAAAAAGAAGCAAAAAUAAAAACAAAAAACAAUAGUGAGUCCAUAAAUGAAGAAAUCUAAAAAGCAAAAAACCUAAGUGCAAUAUUAUCAACCAUAAAUAAGUAAGAUCAGUUCAAUAAGAUUAAAUACAUUUUCAGUGAGCGAAGAUCCUCAGAAAAUGUUAUUAAAUUCUAUAAUUGAAGAAUUGUAAUUAAUGAAUGAAAAAUAAAUGAUUGAAUUAUAAUAGUUUUUAAAAAACAUCAANUUAUAUAUAAUAAAUAGAAAAUGCUUAAAUUACUCUAAAAGAAGCUAAUAUCAUUAUGCCUGAUAAUAAUAUUUAAUUAAUCUAUGAUAUGUUUGGCAACAGAUACGCUAUUCCAAUCUUUGUUAUCAAUUUACCUGUAUCCUAUAUCUAAAAUGAAAAUUACAAUUAAAAUUAUGAGGAAAAGAUUCUUACUGUAAUGGAUUACACAUAUUAUUAUUAGUUUAAAAUUAGGAGUGCAAGAUGGGAAGAUGAUUUACAUGUUACUUAUAACAAUACAAAUAAGAUUGAUUUAUUGAUUAACGAAUUAAAGAUUAAAGAAAAUUUGUAAAAUGUUAGAUUGUUUCUAAAUGGUUAAGAAAUGAUGAAGGAUUAAGUUUUUGGAUAUUAUAAUAUUAAUAAUGAGUCUAUUGUACAAGCAUUCCUAUUUUGA